Aspergillus affinis is the source of this 1419-nucleotide messenger RNA. Its product is annotated as PP2C family serine/threonine-protein phosphatase. Gene Ontology annotation, molecular function: protein serine/threonine phosphatase activity. The coding region runs from base 1 to 1419 and encodes 472 amino acids. NCBI's taxonomy places the organism in Eukaryota, Fungi, Ascomycota, Eurotiomycetes, Eurotiales, Aspergillaceae. The transcript is spliced from 2 exons. The record is from RefSeq and is a predicted model, not a curated record. Gene Ontology annotation, biological process: protein dephosphorylation.
AUGUCCUCAGACCCAAGAAACACAUGGCCUCGAAAUCUCGUCCUUCUAGCACUUAUCGGCGCUGGCUUGAUUGUGUACAACCAGCGUCAAACUCCACCAGAUCCACCCAGUGAAGAACCGGGUCAGACAGUUCCGCAGCCUGAAGAUGAAUCAACCCCGAACAAUCAACCACCAAAUCAACCGGACUUUCCAGAUUGGGAGGAAAUCAUAGACAGCAUAUACCCAGCCUUGAACCAUGAAGAGGCGAGUGCAAAACUGAAACAUGAAGAACAAACACGGGCCUAUCCCAGAAAGGGUACCUUCGGGCCGGUAUCUCGAGUGGAUUCAGUGAGAGUCGGCAGCAAUGAGCCUAUUGAGGACGAAUUCGUUCACGAAAUUAUUGACAUGGGGGAUCCCAAAGAUUGGCAUUUCUGGGGUGUUUAUGAUGGGCAUGCCGGAUGGGCGACUUCAGUCCUAUUGCGUCGAGCCUUGAUCCCUGGCGUUGUUUCCAAGAUCAAGAAGACUUUGAGUGAAGGGAUGACCAGAGGUUUCUCGAGCCUCGAUGAACCUAUUCGGGGCGCUUUUCAUCAGAUGGAGAACAUGAUCUCGAAUGAAGCACUCGAGGCAAUGGACGUGGCAGAGGAUCUGGGGGAGAGCACGGCACAUGCAUUCUCUCGCGUUGCCCCCGCCUGUUCAGGCUCAUGUGCUCUCCUCGCUAUAUAUGAUCCCAAUCUAUGCCUGCUGCGUAUAGCUUCUGUUGGGGAUUCUCGCGCAGUUCUAGGUCGUUAUAGGGAAAACAAAGACGACUGGGAGACCCUUGCUCUUUCUGAGGAUCACAAUGGGUUUAACGAAGUUGAGUGGGAUCGCAUUGUGGGCGAGCAUCCAGACGAAACAGGAAUCAUCGAUAAGAACUCGGGCCGCAUCUUGGGAUUGGCAAUGACCCGUUCGUUUGGGGACAACUGCUUGAAGUGGCCUAUGGUUCAACUGGAGCGAUGCUACAAACAAUUUCUCGGGAAGCCACUAAAUCAGGGGAGUCUCACGCCGCCGUAUCUCACGGUAGACCCUGACAUACGUACUAUGCCAGUCCGGGACGGGGACUUUCUCAUUCUUGCGAGUGACGGAUUGUGGGAUAGGAUCUCCAAUUACGAGGCCGUGCAGUGUGUACGCCACUGGAUACUCCGACACCCGAUGGAAGCUCUACCUACUUCCAACGCCGGAAUGGAAGGCGGGAUUGAGCGGUUCUGUCGUUUCAAUGCCCUGACCUUUACUCUAGAAGAUGACAACGUUGCGACUCAUCUAGCCAGGAACGUGCUCGGUGGGAGAUCGGAAGUCUUCGAAACUCUUAUGAGUCUGCGAGCGCCCGAGGCUAGGCCACACAGAGAUGAUAUUACCAUUCAGGUUAUUUUCUUUGGGCUCUAUCCAGGUGAGAUGCGCGACUGA